AUGGCGCUCUUUCGCCAGGCAUGGACUCUGACCAAGAAGAACUUGUUGGUGGUCUUUGUAAGGCACUGGUUCUUCACGACCAUCCGAGCAUUUCUGGCCCCGAUCGUAUUUAUGUUUAUAAUUUCCUAUGCUAAGAACUUUUUCGUCCCUCCCUCCCAAUACGGUAUCGGCUCACCCACUUCUAUACGAAGUCUCUCCGAUGCCCUCGCCGCGUCGACUGGCAAUCACAACAAAGUAGUCUUUGUAAACAACGGCUUCACCGGUGGAGAAAUCGAGAGCGUUAUAAGCAACAUCUCUGCGCAGGUCCAGGCGGCCGGAAAGACUGUGGAAGUAGUCCAGGAGGAAGACGACCUGCUCACGAGCUGUGCCAGCUCCUUGCGAGGCGCCACAACCUGCUAUGGUGCCGUGGUAUUCAACUCGUCGCCGAAUGAAGGGACUCAAGGGGUCUGGAACUAUACACUCCGGGCCGAUGGGGCUUUUGGCGAGAAGAUCUAUGUCGACAAGACGGACAAUGAUGUUGAGAUCUAUAUUCUCCCUCUGCAGCGGGCGGUCGACUCGGCCAUUGGGUUCGUCUCCGGCAAUGGUUCGUCGUCCGCUUUGUCGCAAAUGGGGACCAUCGACGAGUACCCCUUUACAGAUUUGACAUCGAAACAACGAGAUGCCCUCAUCCGCCGACUGUACAUGGGGGCCCUCAUCAAUAUUCUGGCUGUGGCUUAUUUUAUUGGUAUAUGUGGAGUCACUUAUCAGCUCACGGGGCAGAUGGCCUCCGAGAGGGAACUUGGGAUCUCGCAGCUGGUGGAGGCUAUGACGCCCUCGACAAGGCGCUGGCAUACCCAAGCAGCACGUCUGCUCUCAAACCACCUCGCGUUCGACAUCAUCUACAUUCCUGGAUGGAUCAUCAUGGGUGCCAUCCUGAGGGCCCUGUCGUUCAUCCAUACGAGCUGGGGAAUCCUUAUCAUCUACCACAUCCUGGCGGGACUGGCGCUCUCCAGCUUCUCCAUCCUUGGUGCCAGCCUCUUUAAUAAGGCACAGCUUUCCGGCAUCACCGUGACUAUGGUGUGUGUCAUUCUCGCCAUCAUCGCCCAGGUCUCUGGACCUUUCGCCACAGGAGCCACAGCCGUCCUCAGCCUCAUCUUUCCUUCGAUGAAUUAUGUCUUCUUUAUCAUCUACCUAGCCCGGUUCGAGAAGAUCUCGACUGCUGCCAAUCUUGCAAAGGGUGCACCGAGUGGUCCUUCUACUCUGCCUGGAAUUGUCUUCUGGGUUUUGUUGAUAAUACAGAUCAUCGUCUACCCGUUUCUCGGCGCGCUUGUUGAGAGAUGGUUGUAUGGUACGGUGUCCAAAGAGAGGAAAACCACCACAUCGUCUCUAGACCAUGCCAUCGUCCUUUCCAACUUUUCAAAGCACUGGGUGCCGAGUUGGUUCCGGAGAAAAGUGCUCGCAAAAUUCGGCCUCACAGUACCUGAAACCGUCUACGCAGUCAACGACCUCAACCUCAAGGCUCGACGCGGGCAAAUCCUGGUGCUUCUCGGGGCCAACGGCAGUGGCAAGAGCACGACGCUCGACGCCAUCUCUGGUCUAAACACGAUUACCAGCGGCUCUAUCGAGAUCGACGGAACUGGAGGGCUCGGGCUGUGUCCUCAAAAGAAUGUCCUGUGGGACGAGCUCACCGUGUUUGAGCAUAUCAAGAUCUUCAACCAGUUAAAGUCAUCAUCAAAAGGCGGGAGAGACCAGAGAGAUCAGAUCGAACAACUCAUACGGGCGUGCGAUUUGGGUCACAAGAUCAAGGCGAAAUCCAAGACGCUCUCUGGUGGCCAGAAGAGAAAGCUUCAGCUGGCUAUGAUGUUCACUGGUGGCAGCAAGGUCUGUUGCGUCGAUGAGGUCUCGUCGGGCCUGGAUCCCUUGUCUAGGCGAAAGAUCUGGGAUAUCUUACUGGCUGAGCGUGGCGAGAGGACCUUUCUUCUCACUACACACUUCCUUGACGAGGCUGAUGUUUUGUCUGAUUACGUUGCCAUCAUGUCAAAGGGUUACCUUAAGACAAAAGGCACCGCAGUCCAGCUGAAGCACGAGGUGGAUGUUGGCUAUCGCAUUUCGGUACCAAAAGCACAGGGGUUCACUGCCGACGACUCGGUUCUCCACGACGAGACGGAAGACAAGGUGGUGUAUUGGCUUCCCAACUCAGCCGAGGUGUCAAAAUUCAUCAGCAGACUUAGUUCCAGUCAAGUGCAGGAUUACGAUAUUCUGGGACCGACUCUGGAGGACGUCUUCCUAACCUUGGCAGAUGAGAUCCGCGAGAGCGGACUGGAAGACGAGUUGUCACCAGGUGUUCGUCUCACAAACAAAGCACAACCAGUCGACAAGCCAUCAGCCCAUUCUGAGACCUCCUCGACAAAAGACGAGGGCAUGCGGAUGACCCAAGGACAGGGCACAAGCAUCCCAAGACAGACUUUGAUUCUCAUCCGAAAAAGAUUCACGAUUUUGCGACGCAACUAUCUACCAUACCUGGCUGCGUUUCUUGUGCCAGUCAUCACGAGUGGAUUGGUCACUCUAUUCUUGCGGGACUUUUCAGCAGUUGGGUGCAAUCCUGGUGACCAGGCCAGCAACCCAACCUCAUAUGAUCUCAGUUCUCUCGACAUAACUCCCUUGGUUCCUCUGGGACCCUCGAGCCUGUUAAGCAUCGAUACCCUCACUAACCGCACUGGGCUCAACGCCACCGCUUUUCACCUCGUCGAUACACUCGAUGAGUUUAACGACUACAUUGCUACAAAUUUCCAAAACGUCACACCUGGCGGAUUCUUCCUGCAGCCGAAUCAGAACCCCGAGGCCGUCAUGGCGUAUAUUGGUAACGGCGAUGUCAGCUUUGGCCUCGUCACCCUUAAUGCCCUCUCCAACGUUGUCGAGGGGGUUCCCAUCACGACGUCAUUCCAGUCCUUCGCCGUCCCUUUUGCCCCGAGCGCGGGCAAGACGUUGCAGCUCAUCCUGUAUUUCGGGCUAGCAAUGUCUGUAUACCCGGCCUUCUUCGCGUUGUAUCCCUGCGUGGAACGUUUGAGGAACGUUCGAGCAUUACAUUACAGCAACGGCAUCCGAGCUGGGCCUUUGUGGCUGGCCUAUCUGAUAUUCGAUUUUCUGUUUGUACUGGUCAUCAGCGCCGUCGUUACUGGAAUUUUUGUCGGAGCCUCAAGCGUGUGGUACGCGCCUGGAUAUCUCUUCGUGGUCUUCUUUUUGUACGGCAUGGCUUCGAUCCUGUUGUGCUACGUGAUUUCUCUUUUCACGCCUUCGCAACUCGCCUGCUUUGCCACCGCUGCAGGUGGCCAGGCUGUCCUGUUCCUCUUGUACUUCAUCAUGUACAUGAGCAUCAUCACAUACACGCCUGCCUACCGCAUCACCUCGGACCUGACGACAGCUCACUUUGCCUAUUCCAUCAUCACGCCCGCAGGAAGCUUGUUGCGAUCUCUCCUCCUGACACUCAACGAAUUCUCACUCCUCUGUGACGGCACAUCGAUCGCCUCAUAUCCUGGACAGCUCACAAUCUACGGUGGUCCCAUCCUCUAUCUUCUCGUCCAGUCUUUGGUACUCUUCACCAUCCUCGUCUGGUUCGACAGCGGAUACAAGCCAUCCAUCCUCACCACCCUCUCCCGGCCAGCCCUAUCCGAUUCCUCCUCCUCCAUCAAUGACCCCGCCGUAGCUCUCGAGACAAAGCGCAUAGAAGCCCAAACCCCUCCAGACACUGACAGCCUCCGCGUCCGACACCUGAAUAAGUUCUUUGGCCGUGCUAAUCACGCAGUCCAAGACAUGACCUUUGGUGUCCCGCGAGGAGAGGUAUUUGCCCUCCUGGGGCCCAACGGCGCAGGCAAGUCGACCACCAUCUCCCUCAUCCGCGGCGACAUCCGACCCUCCUCCUCCGCAGGCGGAUUACUUCUAGCCGGUGGUGGCCUUCCCCCAGGCGACGUCCUAGUCUCGGACCUGUCCAUCUCUGCACAGCGCGCCGCAGCCCGUCAGCACCUCGGCGUGUGUCCCCAGUUCGACGCCAUGGACAGCAUGACGGUGCGAGAACAUCUCUUCUUCUACGCCUCGGCAAGGGGUGUUCCUGACGUCCAGGCCAAUGUUGAGGCUGUCCUGGCCGCCACAGGGCUGGGCCGCUUCUCGGAACGGCUCGCGCACAAGCUGUCGGGCGGGAACAAGCGGAAGUUGUCGCUGGGAAUCGCGCUCAUGGGGAACCCUGCUGUGCUGUUGCUGGACGAGCCCAGCAGCGGGAUGGAUGCUGCGGCCAAGAGGGCCAUGUGGCGGACCUUGCUGGGGGUUGCAGCUCCUGGACGGGCGCUGCUGAUUACUACGCACUCUAUGGAGGAGGCGGACAGGCUUGCUACGCGGGUUGGCAUCAUGAAGAGGCGCAUGUUGGCGCUUGGCACGGGAAAAGAGCUGGGCCAGCGGUGGGGAGAGGGAGUGGUGGUGCAGGUUGUGCUGAAGAGCGCCCCGAGCACUACGGAGGAAGAGAUGGACCGGGUGAAGUCGUGGUUGGCAAGGAGAGUGGCGGGGUGUGAGUUUGAGAAAUGGGGUGCUGGGGGCGGUGCGCAUGGGUUGUUGAGAUUUAGGGUGAGGAACGAGGGUGUGGCUGACAGGGAGAAGAAGAAUGAGAAAGCUGGCGUCGAUAUGGGACAGAGGGAUGCUGACGGCUCGGUGGGAGACAAAGAUACGGGCAGCACAGCCGAGAGGUUGGAUACACCUGGACUCAUCCAACUGUUCGAAGCUCAUAGGGACGAGCUGAACAUUGAGUACUACAGUGUCAGUCCCACAACCUUGGACGAAGUUUUUCUUAGGGUUGUUGGGCGGGAGGAGGAGGAUGACCGCGAAACUUCGACACGAAAGCGGUUCUGGCACUGGCGUUGA
Messenger RNA from Cryphonectria parasitica EP155, 4884 nucleotides. Its product is annotated as P-loop containing nucleoside triphosphate hydrolase protein. Gene Ontology annotation, cellular component: membrane; intracellular membrane-bounded organelle. Gene Ontology annotation, molecular function: ATP binding; ABC-type transporter activity; lipid carrier activity. Gene Ontology annotation, biological process: transmembrane transport; lipid transport. The transcript has 4 exons. The coding region runs from base 1 to 4884 and encodes 1627 amino acids. The record is from RefSeq and is a predicted model, not a curated record. NCBI's taxonomy places the organism in Eukaryota, Fungi, Ascomycota, Sordariomycetes, Diaporthales, Cryphonectriaceae.